CAAUCUAAAAGUAAAAGCCCAAAUAAGAACCUUAAAACUUAAAGCACAUAAAAUUCCUUUAAAAAAAAAAAAAACUAUAAUAAUUCCAAACUGUAAAGAAUUUUCUUAUUGCAAGAGAAAUAAACAUCUUUUCUCCCAAAAUAGUUUCAUAAGCAAACUUCUGAUUCCUCUACUUUGCUAUUUUAUUAUCAUAGAAUAUCAUAAAUUAUAGAAAAAAUUAGCUUUGAACUUCAAAGUAACUGAUAUAAUGGUUCAAUAAUAUCAACUGAGUUUCAAGGUUCCUACACAGAGAGGAGAGAGGAGAGAGAAAAUAAGGAUUUGGAGAAGGAUGAGGACAUUAUUGGUCAUUUUUUUGCUGGUUUUUCUGCAACUCCAGUUUUUGCUACUCACUUCCAACUGUUUCAAUAUAGACAUGGAAGAACAUAAUAACAUAAAGGGGAGGGAAGCAUUGCCAGAAGAUGGAUUACUGCAUAUAACAGCAAUUGGUAAGAAAGCCGGUGGUGGAGGUGGUGGUGGUCGUGGAGGCGGUCGUGGUGGUAGCGGAGGUCGUGGCGGUGGAAGAGGAAGAAUUAUUCCAAUCUAUGGUGCAGCAGGAGCAGCAGGAGCAGCUGCUGCUUCAAGCAGGUCACACCAGGGCCACAACCACCAUAAAGGAGCAGCUAGUGUAACAACAAAGUUUGGGAUAACUUUACCUUCACUAUUGUUAGGUGUUGGAAUCUAUUUCAUUCAAUAAUAAGUUCAUUAUUAGUAGGUUGUUUUUUUAGUUAAUAUGUAGAUUAAGGAUUGCAAAAUUUCCACAAAUGUAAUUGUCGGAGGUGUGUGACAAGAUAAAUUGAAGGGAAAAGGUUCGAAUUAUUAUUAACCUAAACCUAAAUCUAUCCUAACAGAGUAAUUGUCAUUGUGCUUGGUUGCUUUCUGUUUUGUUUUUCCUUGUAUAGAAUAUGAAUAUGAUUUCGGAAGGUUUACGUUGCAAA
This is a messenger RNA of Beta vulgaris subsp. vulgaris (sugar beet), 974 nucleotides long. RefSeq lists its product as uncharacterized. The transcript has 2 exons. Lineage: Eukaryota; Viridiplantae; Streptophyta; Magnoliopsida; Caryophyllales; Amaranthaceae. The record is from RefSeq and is a predicted model, not a curated record. Bases 329 to 733 code for a protein of 134 amino acids.